This is a messenger RNA of Bipolaris oryzae ATCC 44560, 867 nucleotides long. RefSeq lists its product as uncharacterized. NCBI's taxonomy places the organism in Eukaryota, Fungi, Ascomycota, Dothideomycetes, Pleosporales, Pleosporaceae. The transcript has 2 exons. The annotation marks the transcript as partial. The record is from RefSeq and is a predicted model, not a curated record.
AUGGGCGACGAGACGUUUACGUUUGGGCAGCGGGGCAGCCACUUUUUCCAGUGUCCGUCGGCGCGAGAAUAUACCCGCCUUCCCCCCAAACUCUCCCGGCUCCUCGCAUCCCCCCAAUUGCAAACCAUCCACCACCUAACCCUCGGCUCCGAAGACAGCUUCAUCCUAACCUACCGCUCCACCACUGGAACCUCGCACAUCGAAUCCUCGGGCCCACUACCCGACGAACUCCUCUCCUUCAUCCACGCUCCCAACCGCCAUGUACCGCAACUCCGGUGCUACCUAGGCCCCUACAACUCGUCCUUCUUCACCCACGACUCGUCCUCGUACCUCUGGCAAAACCUCCCCCCAACCCUCCUCUCCGCACUAGAAGCAAAUAUAAAAAACGGCAAGUGGCGCGACCGCCCCCGCAUCGUUGCCCUCGGCGCAGACGGAAACUUCGUCUUCAUAACCGAAAAAAACACUGCCGUGUGGGACUUGGCAUGCUACCCCUCCCUCGUUUCCUUUCUUCAAGAAAAAAGUGACAAGGCUGCGAUUGCAGAGGUAAAGUCGGUCACGUUGCAUCCUCAUCGCUACGCUUGCUUCCUGCUUCUCCUCAAAAACGGGACGUUGCUUUCGGGUAAUGUUCCUCCCCAUCAAGUCCCGGGGGUUAAUGCUAUGCUUGAGCCGCUGAGAAAGGAUAGUCAGGAGAAGGGGACCGCGUGGAUGGCGAGGAGGGAGAGUGCGAAGACGGAGAGGCCGGCGAGGCCGAGUGUGUUGCAGCAGAGGGCGCAGUUGAGGCGGGAGUGGGGGGAGAGGACGAGUGAGGUCGAGGUUAGGGGGAAGGGAGUCAAGUUGAGUUUUAGUCUUAGUGUUAGUUUGGGCGGG